Molecule: messenger RNA, 2316 nt
Organism: Tilletiaria anomala UBC 951
Lineage: Eukaryota; Fungi; Basidiomycota; Exobasidiomycetes; Georgefischeriales; Tilletiariaceae
Product: ABC1-domain-containing protein
Exons: 4
Coding region: 86-2227 (713 amino acids)
Source: RefSeq, a predicted model, not a curated record
UUUCAACCUCACGACGAGAGAAUCGUAGACGCAGCUUUUUCCAAUCGCGAUCAAAGAAGUCGGCUCAGCUCGAGGUCCAGGGGUCAUGACUCUCCGCAGUGUGGUCAGGACCGCCGGUCGAGCGCUCGCAAGAUGCAACAGUUCGACCACCUUGUUACCAAGCAAGGCGCGACUGUUGCCCUGGUCGAGUAGUCCUGCCGCCUCGAGGUGCUUCUCCUGCCUCCAUCUAUCAGUUCCGUCUGCGGACAAGCAUGCGCUUGGCGCUAGCGUUUUGCUGUGCCUCGGGCGUUCGAGGCAACUCGCUUGGGUGUCCACAACGUGUGCCUCCCGGGCUACAUCUUGCAAUAUUCGCACCGCAGCUCAAUCAAGAGAAACUCAGAGUCAGACACCAGUGGCAGUGUAUACAGGAGCAGCAAAAAGAACCGAACCUCCAAAGAGGGAUGAAGUAUUAUCCGCACGGUCAAAGCGAUCCCGAGGUGUUCUCAUUUUUCGCAACGGUGCAGUUCUGCUCGCCUUGGUAGGCGUGGGCUUGGUCCUAGAUCACAAUUUCAAUGCACGAACCAUUCAGCGCAACCUUCUCACCUUCUGGACUGGCAUUGCCAUCGGGCUGGACUACAAGUUCAACUUUGAUCGCAAUUCGCUCGAGUCGAUCAACGGGUUGCACGAACGGUGCGCAAAGCGACUGUUGUACGUCUGCGAACAAAACGGAGGGCUGUACGUCAAGCUGGGCCAAGUAAUUGGAGCCAACAGUGUCGUGCUUCCCAAGCCAUAUCAUGCCCUAGCGAAGCUUUUCGAUGAUGCUGAACACAUGCCGCUCGAGACAGUCCGGAACGUGAUCAGGUGCGAGCUUGGACGUUAUCCAGAAGAGAUAUUUGAGAGCUUUGAUCCGGAACCAAUUGGUGCAGCUUCAAUUGCACAGGUGCAUCGUGCACGAUUACCGCCCGGACCUGGUGGCGAACAAGGUGUAGAGGUUGCCAUCAAGGUGCAGCGGCCUGCUAUUCCGCGUCAAGCCAAGAUGGACUUGCUGUGUUUUCGCAUCCUCCUUCAUCUGUACGAAAGAAUAUUCGAGUUGCCACUUUCCUUCAGUGGCCAGUACAUCAGCGACCAGAUCGAGCGCGAGAUCCACUUUGACUUGGAGGCUCGCAAUUCUAUCAAGGCUCGCGAAGCUAUAAUGGAAAAUGAUGAGAAGCUCAUUCGUAACACUUGUUAUGUCCCGUACAUCUUUCAAGAUUACUCGACGAAGCUCGUCAUGACCAUGGAGUACAUCUCUAAUUCUUGCAAAGUCACUGACAAACAAAAGCUAGGUGAAAUGGGCUUGUCCACCAAAGAGGUUGCACGAUCAGUUAUGGAAGUCUUCGCAUCGCAGAUUUUCCAGUCCGGCUUCGUUCAGGCGGACGGCCAUCCUGCGAACAUUCUUGUACGCAAACAUCCGAACGGCAAGCGCGGCCAGCAUCAAGUCGUGCUGAUCGAUCAUGGUCUUUACGUCGAGCUGAGCGAGAACUUCCGGCGGCAGUACGCGCAGCUAUGGAAGUCCAUCUUUGAAGGGGACAUCAAGACGCUCGACACGAUCACGCGGCAGUGGGGCAUGGGCGAGGAGGUUUCAGAACUUUUCGCGUCAGCUACGCUGCUGCGUCCGUGGAGAAAGCCCAAGACGACAGGGGAGCAAGAACAGUUGCGCAAAAAGACAGACUUGGAAAUUCAGCAGGAGAUGAAAGAUAAGAUCAAGAAUUUCCUGGUGCAUGUCGAGCUUUUGCCGAAGGAGCUUAUCUUUCUCAGCCGUUCGAUGCGUAUCAUCCAAGCGAACAAUCAGGUACUCGGGUCCCCUGUCAAUCGCCUUAACAUCCUCGCCAAGCAUGCAGCCGCUGCGCUGAUCUCGUCGCGCACACCUACCAUCUCUCGCGUCUUCUUUCCCAUUCGGCAAGAAGGCAAAGGCGAGGAAGUUCCGCGUUUGACAGCUCGACUCCACGAAUGGUUAACGGACCGCGCCGCCUUUCUCAAAUUCCGCACCGUCCUGCUCGUGCUGGACCUCGCAUUCAUCACCAGUAGCGUCUCACACUGGCUGCGCUUCUUUAUCCGGCGUCCGGCGCAGGCUCUCGGCUUGAAGGGACCUGCUACGUUGGACGGUGAUGAGGGAGGAGGGUUCGAGGAUGAUCUCGAGAAGAGUAUGCGCAAGAUGGCCAGGGACGAGUUUGGCGUCGAACUGGACAAAAUGGCUUUCACGGGCUGAUGGGGACAAGUAUGGAUUGCCAUGUAUCAUGUGGGUAAAUAGAUUGAUAGAAACAUGUUUGCUGAAGGUCGCGCGCGCAGCAGCGCAGC